Molecule: messenger RNA, 1569 nt
Organism: Brassica napus (rape)
Lineage: Eukaryota; Viridiplantae; Streptophyta; Magnoliopsida; Brassicales; Brassicaceae
Product: eukaryotic translation initiation factor 4B3-like
Exons: 2
Coding region: 86-1339 (417 amino acids)
Molecular function (GO): translation initiation factor activity; mRNA binding
Source: RefSeq, a predicted model, not a curated record
GUGAUUCUGAGGGUUUCUUACGAAAACAAAGACAACCUUUCAUUCAACAUUCACACAAAGCGAAAAAAAAAAGAAGAAGAGAAACAUGGCGGCUGCUGUAUCAUCCGUUUGGGCAAAGCCCGGUGCUUGGGCUCUCGAAGCCGAAGAGCAAGACGCCGAGCUCCAGCAACAACAACAAUCAUCCCUCGCCUCUAAUCAAACCGUCCCCUCCUCCGAUUUCCCCUCCUUAGCCGCCGCCGCCACCACCAAAACUAAGAAGAAGAAGGGCCAAACCUUAUCCCUCGCCGAAUUCUCCACCUACAAGGCGGCGGCGGCGGCCCCUCAGACGGAGCGCCUCACUCAGGCCGAGCUCGUCUCCCUCCCCACCGGCCCCCGUGAGCGCUCCGCCGAGGAGCUCGACAGAUCUAAGCUCGGAGGCGGUUUCCGAAGCUACGGACCUAGGGAAGACUCCUCCUCCAGGUGGGGCUCCUCUAGGGCUUCCGAGGACGGUGAGAGGAGAGGCGGCGGUGGAUUCGGCAGAGACAGGGAGUCCAGCAGGGAUAUGGGCCCUUCGCGGGCGGAUGAGACUGAUGAUUGGGCCGCCGGGAAGAAGGCCUUUGGUGGGCGAGGCCCAAGCGAUGGGUUCGAGAGGAGAGAGCGAGGCCCAGGAGGGGGGUUCUUCGAUUCUCAGUCCAAGGCUGAUGAAGUCGAUAGCUGGGUCUCCUCUAAGCCGAGAUUCGUUGCUUCUAGCAGCAGCAACGUCACUGGUGGCGAUAGAUUCGAGAAGCGAGGGAGUUUCGAAUCCUUGUCUAGAAACCGCGAUUCUCAAUUCGGCGGCGGAUCUGAUUCGGACACGUGGGGGAGGAGGAGAGAGGAGGGCGGAGCACCGCCGGCUCCGGGCGGUGGCGGUAGCUCGCGGCCGAGGUUGGUGUUACAGCCACGGACGCUUCCCGUGGCUGCUCCCGUUGUUGUGGAUGUGAAGCCGGAGAGCCCUGUGGCUGUCGUUGUAGAGAGGCCUGUCAUUGUGGAGAGACCUAAAGGUGCGAAUCCUUUUGGGAACGCGAGGCCUAGGGAGGAGGUUUUGGCUGAGAAGGGACAAGACUGGAAAGAGAUUGAUGAGAAGCUCGAAGCUGUUAAGUUGAAGGAAGUUGCUGCUGCUGCUGUCGAGAAGAAUGAUGAGAGGUCUCCGGGGAAGAUGGGGUUUGGUCUUGGUAAUGGUAAUGGUCGUAAGGACGAUCGUACUGACGGAAGUUGGAGGAAAAGCUCUGAGCAAUCUGAGGAAGCAGCUGUAGAAGAAGCUGCCAAGGAAGAACCUGCCGAGGAAGAGGCUGGCAAGAAAGAGGCGGAGGAAGAAAACUAAAUGGUCAUUUUGGGAUGGAUCUGAGGAUGAAAGUUCGAGUCCAUGAGAGUUUUUAGCUUCUGAGAAUUUGUGUUGUUUUAAGUUGUUUGUUUAACUCUAUAGAAAAUUUUUGGUAGGGACUCCUUAUAAUUUAUGUCUUUGUUUUGCAUACAGUCUUUUUCUAUGAAUUUGCACAAUUUGUUAUUCGUAUUAUUGUUAUUUUUUCAAUUUGAGCGCCGCUUUUUGGACGA